AUGGAUUAAUAGGAUUACUAAAUUGAAAUUGAAACUAAUAUAGAAAUCUCUCCAAACAUUCUUAAUAAUUAUAAAAUAUUUAAAAGAAUCACAAGCUUUUUAUGUUUAAAAGAUAUAUUAACUUUUGGAGCCACUUGCCGUAUUUUAAAUGAAUUAGUCGAAGUUUCAUAUUAUAUCUAUAUAGAAAGAAACAUAAUUAAUUCUUUGCAGAGAAUUACUAUAAAUAAUUUCUAAAAGAUUAACUUGAAAUGACACUUGAUAUUUAUUAUCCUGAUAUUAUUUAAAGAGACCAAAUUCGUUAAACAAACUUUGAAAAUUAAUCUUUUGAUUGGAGACUUCAAAAUAAAAAAAUGAUGCAUAAUAAGUAAUUUAAGUUAAUAUUUUAUGAUAGAAAAACAAUAAAAAUUCCAUUUUUGCUUUGUUAAUCAAUUUUUCCAAAACCUAUUUUAAGAAGAGAAACCAUAGGUUUAUAUUGUGAAUCAGAAUUCUAAAUCAUGCUUGCUUAACGUCUAUAACUAGAAUAAAAGGGUUUCGAUAAAUGGUUUGAAUUUUAAUUAUUAUCAGAUGAGGUAUUUAAAAAUAUGAUUUAAAUUUUAGUUAAUGAACUUAUUAAAAUAGAAUAAACAAUAGAUAAUAAAUUAAGAGUACGAAAAAUUAGUCAAUAAUGAAUUACUUAAAUCAAAAUUUUUAAAAUUAAGGUGGAAUUUGUAAAACGAAUCUUCUGAAUUAUCUUAAUCUCCUCUAUUUAAAGUAGAAUCCUAAAUUAUUGAAAUGGAGCAACAAUAAGACUAAGAUUAAAAUGAUUAAAUAUGCAUAAUUGAACUCUUAGAAUAAUUGUAUAGUUCUGUUGAAUGUUAUUUAUAAGGAUUAUAUAUGUACUUUUCUACAUUUAUUACUCAAAAUUCUACUAAUAGUAUUGAUUUAUUAAGUGAAUAUACUAUGUAUUGGGAAGCUUACAGCAAUUCAAUAGUUGAGUUGAAUGGGACAAUAUAUCCAUUAGAAAAUAUUGUAAAUGAAUUACAUCAAAAACUUUUUCCUAAUUACCCUCAAUAUCCUAAAUUCUCAUUUUGGAGGAUUAUGUGUUAAUUGUGGAUCAAACAAGUAAUAUUACAUUUAACUUAAGAUAAUUAGAAAUGAAUAAUUUUAAUAACUUCUUUUGGAGUGUUUUAUAAGGAUUAUGCAAACAGAAAGAUAAGCGAAUUUUUUAAAAGAAUUUGACUAAGGUGUCAACUAAAAUUAAAAUUUUGCUCCGUCAUUUGAAAUUACAUAUGAAAUUUAUGAUAAUUUCUUACUUAAAUAAAAAAAUAGCAUAAAAGAUUAAUUUUAAAUUGAAUCUACUCAUAAAUUUUAUACUGAGGUAUUAGAUUUGCUUAGAAAUUUUAAUAAAUCUAUAUAAGAUAUAUCAAUCAAUGAAGUAUUCAUAUAAUUUAAAAAAGGUAUCUGUUCAUUGGAUUGGACAUCAGGAUUUUUGUUAUGAAGAAUUUUAUGAGUAAUUAAGUGAAAGAAUUUAAUAGGAAACAAGUUUAUACUAUGAUGAAACUAAAUAAAUAUUUGGAUCUAAUGUAGGUUCUUAUAUAGAAUUCAUGAAGUUUGAUAAAAAGUAUAAUUAAAUUUACAUUUUAGAUUUUUAUCUCAAUUUUUAUCUGAGCCUUUAAUAUUUAAAAUAGAAUACUUAUAACAUGAACACAUUUACACAUAUUUAUAUUAUUAUUUAGAGCAUACUUAUCUUUAAAAAUUUAUUUACAAUCAUAAGGAUUAAAUUGCUUCAGUGUAUAAAACAUAUAAACCUUUAAGUCCAAAAUAAGAAAGAACAUCUAUUGCAUCAUCAUAUAAUAAUGAAUAUUUAGAUACUUAAGGUGAUUCAACAUUGAAUGAUGCAUAAAAGUUUUUUAAUUUUGUUUUAGAAAAUACUAAUUUUGAUUUAGAAGAACUUUUGAUUAAUAAAAAAAAUUAAAUUUAAUAAGAACCAUUAUUAGAGGUGAUAAGAGUAGCUUUAUCAUAAAAGAACCUUGAAUAAAUUAUAGAAAAUUAUCAAGAUGACCAAUUUUAAUCUCAAGAUCUUUUUGAAUUCAAUUAGCUGGCUAAAAAUAAUAGAGCAUACUCAAGUAAUAAAUGUAAAUAUAUAUUAUAUAAUUUUAGUAAAUUCAGAAUAGACUGAAAUUCCAGAAGAAAUUAUUAAAUUAGCAAAAUAAUAUUUAUUAAAUGAUUUUGAAUUUACUAAACUUUAUUAAGUUUUCCUUGAUUAUACCAAGGGUUUUGAUAGAAGCUAAAUUUAAGUUAUUUAAAAAAAUAGAGAAAUUGAAAUUUUAAAUAAUGAUAGAGAAAUUCCUAGAGUAAGAUUACUUUAUAAUCAAAUUAGGUUCUUUAAGAUUACCUCUAAUAUUUUUAUUUUCUAUCGAAAAACUUAACAAAAUCAAUCUUAGAAGAUAAUAAAAUAUAAGAUAAUGAAGAUUUAGAUGAUUUUGAAAUGCCUCCUAGCCUCUCCUCCGAAAAUUCAUCAAAAUAUUAAAGUAUUCCGAUUUUUUAAUUUAGAAAACUCUGUAAAUAUGGAGGUUUAUUAUUCAGAAGAAGAUAAUGAGAAUUAAGGAUGAAUUUCAAUAACAAAUUUAAAACUAGAAUGAAUUCAAUUAUUAAAUUUUUACCCAA
Messenger RNA from Paramecium sonneborni, 2646 nucleotides. The record is from the annotation of a GenBank genome assembly. Lineage: Eukaryota; Ciliophora; Oligohymenophorea; Peniculida; Parameciidae.